AUGAAUUUUUUUCGAUCAAAAAAGACCUCAAAUAAAAAUUUGGAGAAAGGAUUUCUUUUGAAGGAAGAAUCUUAUCAGCAAAAUAUCUGCGAUGAUGAGCGCCUUUUAAAGCUUUUCGAUGAGCUAUAUGGAUCAAUUUCAUAUAAAAUUUUGAAACACUUCCGGCAAACUAUUAGUGGCGCAUUUUUAACUCUCAUCGUUAUGAUUUUCGUCGGCUGUGGCAUGUUAUAUGGUGGAUAUCUUCUGGAAAUCGGUAUUUUACGGAGGCAGGGCGACAUUUUUAUCGUUGUUUUAUCGAUGGUACUCAUAUCGAAUUCUUUCAUAAAUUUAGUGCCUCAGUACAGAUCAAUAAUCUCUGCUGUUUCUCUUGCUGAAUGUAUUUGUGACACGGAAGCAUUUGUCGAAAAUAAUAAAAUAAAUGAAAAUAGAUUGAAAUCAAAGCUGGAAAUCGAAAGUGGUACUCAACAGAUGGUUAUUAUUCAAACAAUAUUUGAUCGAAAAGUAGGAAAGGAAGAAUGGCUAUCAACGCAGUUUUUCAGGCGAACUAAUCAAAUCCUCAGGACUCAUAAGAAUGGCCGACUUCUUUUGAUACUUGGCCUGUUUACAACGAUAAUUCAUGGCUUUGAAUCGCCAACAUAUAAUGUUACUAUGGGUAAAAUCUUCGAGGCAAUGCUAGAGCCACGCGUUCGUAUGAUGGAUAAAUUAGCAAAUGGAGCCAUUGCUUUUGUUACUUUUGGCAUUAUCGCUUUCUCUGCAAAAAUUUUAACGAUGUUUUUGAUGACAACUGUAGCUAAGCAUUUGGCCAUAACCAUUCAUAUAAAUCUGAUUCGUGUUCACUUUGGAUCAAAUCUGAUUACUCUAUGCAAAAAUGAAAUCAAUGCAUUGGUUCUACAAGAAGAUAAUUUGUCCGACUGUAUAAUAUCGCAUAUUUUAGAUAUUUUAAUAAAUGAAAGUCUUAAAGUCUUAACGCGUGAAAAUGAUCAAUGA
Dracunculus medinensis (Guinea worm) is the source of this 987-nucleotide messenger RNA. Lineage: Eukaryota; Metazoa; Nematoda; Chromadorea; Rhabditida; Dracunculidae. The record is from the annotation of a GenBank genome assembly.